Liolophura sinensis is the source of this 1856-nucleotide messenger RNA. RefSeq lists its product as uncharacterized. The record is from RefSeq and is a predicted model, not a curated record. NCBI's taxonomy places the organism in Eukaryota, Metazoa, Mollusca, Polyplacophora, Chitonida, Chitonidae.
CUGACAAGAAAUCCAGGUGCAGAUUUUUAGCAUUUGGAAUAUUGCAUAAUAAACUGAAGUGGGGUGAUGUUUAAUAGGAUGUGAUUGUCAGCUGAAUUAAAAACACAUCUGGUUGUGGCUCACCCAUAUAUCUCAGAAUGGCUACCUCCAGCAUCAGUGGGAUGCAGGAAAACAUUACUGCUCUAAAGAUGAAACUCUUAAACCAGAAGCUUGCCAAUGAAAGAGAAAGACUACACAGACCUGACUCUGGAGAUGGUGAGGCAUUGACAGACGAGAAUGUCAAGUUACAUCAAGCUGUUCUGAGGAGACAGGAGCUUCUAGACAGAUUACGGAGAGAACAGUCAGAACGUGAUCAGCUGUUACGGACCUCGACCCCAGAGUGCAGGACGCCGCCGCUCCUCAUCCCCACGCCCCCACCUUCACGCAGGUCACUCCCUGACCUCUCUAAACAGCCAGACCCCCCAGUUGUCAUUGUCCCCGAAAUGCCCUACAGAUAUGUGCCAGACCACCAGCUAUCCCCACGUGCAUAUUUCUUGCCACCAGUGCAGCAGGCCCCUCCCCUUCCUCCCCAUACGUCCCUCAGCCUGUUGCCCCCGGCACCUCAGCCUCAUCAAGGAGGUAGUUCUUGGGGCAAGGGAGAUUUUAUUGAGAUGAUGAUGAUGCAGAAUGUGCAGAUGCAUCAGAUGGUGAUGCAACAGAUGAUGUUGAGUUCAUUGCCAGGAAACAAGCUGCCAGGCCCACCAGCUGCAGCCGCCCCUCCAGCACCCCCUCAGCAAGCAUCCCAGCCUGUGGUGCAGGUGGCGCCUCUACGUGAAAGAGAUGAAAAGGGUCCCCCCGCUGUGCAUCACCACCAUUAUUCCCUGCCCCCGAGUUAUCGACCUCAGCUAUUGUACCGACCCCCUGUACACCACUACACCCUCCCCCCUAUAGACAUGCGAUCAAGAUACUUCCCUGACAGAAAUGUGUCAGGAAAAGUGGCCAGGAUGAAGCCAAAAGUGCAACCAAAGGAGGUAAAGAGAGAUCAGCGGCCCUAUCCCUUUCCAGGAAACAGGCAUAUUAGAAAACUGCGCCAUCUAUUCUAUGCUGCAUGGUUUAUAAAAAUCCUGCAAGCUUUAGCAAAUAAGAACAAAGGUACCCGUCCCAGCACCGUGUUUUUGUUUGGACUGACCCUGAAGGAGAUAGUUGCUGCUCUCCACAGGAUAUACCUGAAUCCAGAAGGUGCAUUGUUCCCAAAAAUACAAGGUCUGAUAUCCAACAAUGCCUUGGACCUCACCCAGCUGGUGAGACCCAGGACUGGAGGAAACCCAGAAAAAGUGCUACUGGAUGAAUUUCAAUAUGUGGUGGAGCAGAUUGUCUUCCACAUCACAGAAAUCAUGCCAAAAACUGGAGUACUUGGCACUCAUAAAAAGGCUGGUGUGUUCGAGAUGAUAAUGAGUGGGAAGAGGUAUCCAGACGGCUAUUUCUGGAAGGUUGAAAUGGAUAAGCUACAGUUCAAUGAAUCUGGUCGCACGGUCAAUGUAGGAGAUGCGGAAGCCUAUUUGCUAAUGACCGGUAUAUUUUUCUCCCGUGGCUUGGUGUCAACAAUACUUUUGAAUCCUGAAGAGUAUGGUGUGCACACUGGUACCUUGUCCAGCACAGGGGAAGGAAACCUGAAACUGUUAGCUACAGUGAUUAUGUACCUGGUGAGAAAGGUGGCAGUUAACCCUGGAGCACCACCCAUGGACACUCCGCAAAAACUGACCGAGUUUUUGUUUACGGACAAGGACAUAAGAAACAUCUUAACAAAGAUGAAGAAGACCAUGGAUUAUGCUGAGGUGAAAGCAAACAUGUUUCUCUGGCAACUAACAGCCUGGUAG